AAGAUGCGCAAAGACGUGAGGAUUUUACUGGUGGGAGAGCCCAAAGUUGGGAAGACCUCUCUCAUUAUGUCUCUGGUCAGCGAGGAGUUCCCAGAAGUGGUUCCUUACCGUGCUGAAGAGAUCACCAUACCUGCUGAUGUUACACCAGAAAGAGUUCCCACGCACAUAGUGGACUAUUCAGAGGCAGAGCAGACAGAUGAACAACUUUUUCAGGAGAUCUCCAAGGCAAAUGUGAUUUGCAUUGUCUACUCUGUCAACAACAAGAAGUCCAUUGAGAAGGUUACCAGCCACUGGAUUCCCCUCAUUACUGAGAAUACAGACAAGGAUAGCAGGGUUCCUCUGAUCCUGGUGGGAAACAAGUCCGACCUGGUGGAACACAGCAGCAUGGAGACCAUACUUCCUGUCAUGAACCAGUACAGUGAGAUAGAAACCUGUGUUGAGUGCUCAGCGAAGAACUUGAAGAAUAUCUCUGAACUGUUCUACUACGCCCAGAAAGCUGUUCUGCACCCAACUGGUCCCCUCUACUGUCCAGAAAAAAAAGACAUGAAGCCGCUUUGUGUUAAAGCCCUGACUCGAAUUUUCAAAGUGUCUGACCUUGACAACGAUGGUAUUCUCAAUGACAACGAGCUAAACUUCUUCCAGAGGACGUGCUUCAACACCCCAUUGGCCCCCCAAGCCCUGGAGGAUGUGAAGAACGUGGUGAGGAAGAAUGUGAAUGACGGCGUGUGUGACAACGGCCUCACUCUGAAAGGUUUUCUGUUUCUCCACACCCUGUUUAUCCAGAGAGGUCGGCAUGAGACCACCUGGACGGUACUGAGGAGGUUUGGUUACGACGAUGACCUGGAGCUGCAUCAGGACUACCUCUUUCCUCUUUUGAAAAUUCCUCCAGACUGCACCACAGAGCUCAACCACAAUGCCUACCUCUUUCUUCAGCGUGUCUUUGAUAAACAUGACCAGGACCGGGACUGCGCCCUGUCGCCAGAGGAGCUGAAGGACCUGUUUGAUGUAUUUCCCUACAUGCCCUGGGGUCCAGAUGUCAACAACACAGUAUGCACCAAUGACCAGGGGUGGAUCACCUAUCAGGGAUACCUCUCACAGUGGACACUGACAACAUACUUGGAUGUCCAACGAUGCCUGGAGUACUUGGGUUAUCUUGGUUACUCCAUUAUUGCUGAGCAGGACUCCCAGGCUGCGGGGAUAACAGCGACCAGGGAUAAGAAGAUCGACUUGCAGAAGAAGCAGACCCAACGCAGUGUUUUCCGCUGUAACAUCUUUGGAGAUGUCGCCAGUGGCAAGAGUGGCUUCCUCCAAGCUUUCCUGGGUAGAAACCUCAUGCGGCAAAAAUUGAUUCGGGAGGAGCACAGAUCCUACUACGCCAUCAGCACGACCUAUGUGUAUGGCCAGGAGAAGUACCUGCUUCUUCACGAGGUCUUCCCAGAUGUCGACUACCUGUCCGACACUGACCUGGCCUGCGACAUUGUCUGUCUGGUUUAUGACGCCAGCAACCCUUUCUCCUUUGACUAUUGCGCCAAAGUCUUCAAGCAAUACUUCAUGGACAGUAAGACCCCAUGUAUGAUGAUAGCAACUAAAUCAGACCUGCCAGAGGUCAAACAGCUGUACGCUUGUAGCCCACUGGAAUUCUGCAGGAAACACAAGAUGCCCCCUCCUCAGUCCUUCACCUGUAACACCGCUGCAGCCCCCAGCAAAGACAUCUAUACCAAACUCACCACCAUGGCCAUGUACCCACACGUGAGCCAGGCAGACCUGAAGAGCUCGACCUUCUGGCUGAGGGCCAGCGUCGGGGCCACAGUGUUUGCAGUGCUGGGCUUUGCCAUGUACAGAGUCCUCCUCAAACCACGGUGAUCCUCGCUUGACCCAAUACACACUGACGGCGUUUCGGCAGGAUCAGAACUGAAGCUAGUUACAAACUCGAGGUAUCUCUAAAGCUGUUAGAUGAUGGAGGAAGUUCAGAAGGCUGCAAAAGUGUCCCAAUCUGAAAAAUUUGUCUUGAGCAGUGGAAAAACAAAAUCUUGAGCAUACUUGGCUUAAUCAUCUUCCUUCUUCAUUGCGGUAAAAUUAUGUAUAUAUAUAUUUUCCCCAUGUGGGUAUAAAAGUGAAAAUAAUUUAUUUUUUAUGUAUGUUGCUCAUUUUAUUUCUUUGUCUGCAAGUAUUUUGCUCAAACU
Messenger RNA from Lampris incognitus (smalleye Pacific opah), 2183 nucleotides. RefSeq names its product ras homolog family member T1 (gene rhot1b). The record is from RefSeq and is a predicted model, not a curated record. Lineage: Eukaryota; Metazoa; Chordata; Actinopteri; Lampriformes; Lampridae. Bases 4 to 1863 code for a protein of 619 amino acids. Gene Ontology annotation, molecular function: calcium ion binding; GTPase activity; GTP binding. Gene Ontology annotation, cellular component: mitochondrial outer membrane. Gene Ontology annotation, biological process: mitochondrion organization; regulation of mitochondrion organization; small GTPase-mediated signal transduction. The transcript has 19 exons.